Molecule: messenger RNA, 1375 nt
Organism: Trichoderma reesei QM6a
Lineage: Eukaryota; Fungi; Ascomycota; Sordariomycetes; Hypocreales; Hypocreaceae
Exons: 3
Coding region: 116-1204 (362 amino acids)
Molecular function (GO): hydrolase activity
Source: RefSeq, a predicted model, not a curated record
UUUCGUUCCUCUCACCUCUUGAUCCUCGUCAUCUUCUCAUUAACUCCCCUCUCCUCCAUUCAAACCAGUUUCUUUCAUCACCAUCACCAUCACCACCACCACCAUCACCGCCAUCAUGUCCUCCUCCUCCUCCUCCUCCUCCCAAGAAACCCGCCUCCUCCUCCCCAUCAUCGACUCCCACAUCCACAUCUACCCCGAAUCCGAAGUCCCCAACCUCGCCUGGUGCACCCCCGACCACCCGCUCUCGGGCCAAUUCUCCGUCGACCAGUUCAAGCACGCCGCCCGCUCCGCCCCGUCCCUCCUGGGCUUCGUCUUCGUCGAGACCGACCGCAAGCACGAUCUCGAAGCCAUCCUCUCCCCAUCCUCCUCCCCCUCCGACCUCGACGCCGCCUGGGACGGGCCCCUGCGCGAAGUCCGCUGGCUCAAGCGCGUCGCCCUCGGCACGCCCCUCCCCGGCGAGGGCCACACGCCCGAGGACAAGCACCUGUGUCUCGCCAUCGUCCCCUGGGCGCCGCUCCCCGCCGGCGAGGCCAUUCUCGAGCAGUACCUCGCCAGGGUGCAGGACGAGGCCGGCGAGGCUUGGCCCAAGAUCAAGGGGUUUAGGUAUCUCCUGCAGGACAAGCCCCACGGCACCAUGCUCCAGGACAAGUUCAUCGAGGGGCUCAAGUACCUGGGCAAGCGCGGCUUCUCCUUUGAAGUCGGCAUCGACCAGCACCGUCGUGGCAGGAAGCAGCUCGAGGAGACGGUCGAGAUGAUUGGCCGCGCCCAUGAGGGUGUCCCCGACGACGAGAAGGUGACGUUCAUCAUCAACCACCUCUGCAAGCCAGACCUCACAAUCUACAACGUCUCCUCCGACCCCUCCUUCACCGCCUGGCGCACCGCCAUCUUCUCCCUCGGCAAAUGCUCCCGCACAUACAUGAAGCUCUCCGGCGCCUUCGCCGAGAUGACGCCCGCCCUGCGCUCCCAGCGGGAUCCCUCCCACCUCUUCCAGUCCCUGCUGCCCUGGCUCGGCGUCGUCCUCGCCACCUUUGGGCCCCGCCGCCUCAUGUUUGCCAGCGACUGGCCCGUCUGCACCGAGGAGGAGGAUGAGGCGUGGCCCAAGUGGAGGGAGGUGGUGGAAAAAAUGUGCUGGAUGGCGACGCUGAGCGAUGAGGAUCGGGCCAUGAUCUUUGGCGGCACGGCCAAGGAGGCGUACAGGUUGUGAUGAAGGGAGCGGGCAAUAACGGGAUGCUAUUUUUUUCACUUGAAUGCGUGCAAUUGUUCGGAAACAACUACCUUGAUGAAAUGUCAAGUCUGCUUCUUUUGUCGAGCUAUUCAGCCAUGAAGCGGCCUCUAUACAAGCCCAAAAGGGGUAUGCAUGACCGUUCAUCAGCAU